Molecule: messenger RNA, 12499 nt
Organism: Scomber scombrus (Atlantic mackerel)
Lineage: Eukaryota; Metazoa; Chordata; Actinopteri; Scombriformes; Scombridae
Gene: trrap
Product: transformation/transcription domain-associated protein
Biological process (GO): DNA repair; regulation of DNA-templated transcription
Cellular component (GO): SAGA complex; nucleus; NuA4 histone acetyltransferase complex
Molecular function (GO): protein binding; transcription coregulator activity
Source: RefSeq, a predicted model, not a curated record
UGCAGUGGGCAUGAGAUCACACUGAGAUCUGCCCCCGUUUUCCCCUCUGCAGCUCAGUGUGUCCCAGCUGCCACCAUGGCCUUCGUGCCCGCUCCGAGCCCCACGGUGGUCGACCAGACCACACUGAUGAAGAAGUACCUGCAGUUUGUGGCAGCACUCACAGACGCCAACACACCUGAUGAAACGAAGCUCAAGAUGAUGCAGGAGGUCAGCGAGAACUUUGAGAAUGUGACAUCUUCGCCUCAAUACUCCACCUUCUUGGAACACAUCAUCCCUCGUUUCCUCACAUUUCUUCAAGAUGGAGAGGUGCAGUUCCUUCAAGAAAAACCCACACAGCAACUGAGGAAGCUGGUGCUGGAAAUCAUCCACCGCAUCCCAACGAACGAACACCUUCGCCCACACACUAAGAACAUCCUGUCUGUGAUGUUCCGCUUCCUGGAGAUUGAAAGUGAGGAGAACGUGCUGAUAUGCCUUCGCAUUAUUAUCGAGCUGCACAAACAGUUCCGCCCUCCAAUCUCUCAGGAGAUUCAUCACUUUCUGGACUUUGUGAAGCAGAUUUACAAAGACCUUCCUAAAGUUGUGGCCAGGUACUUCGAGAACCCGCAGGUGAUAGCAGAGAACACAGUUCCCUCCCCAGAAAUGGUGGGAAUGAUCACCUCGGUGUUGGUUAAGACUGCACCAGAGAGGGAAGACAGCGAAACACGAACUCACACCAUCAUCCCACGGGGGUCAUUGUCUCUCAAGGUUCUGGCAGAGCUGCCCAUCAUAGUGGUGCUGAUGUAUCAGCUGUACAAGCUGAACAUUCACAACGUGGUGUCGGAGUUUGUGCCCCUCAUCAUGAACACCAUCAUGCUGCAGGUGUCCCCGCAAGCCAGGCAACACAAGCUUUAUAACAAGGAGCUGUAUGCAGACUUCAUCGCUGCGCAGAUCAAGACUCUGUCAUUUCUCGCUUACAUCAUCCGAAUCUACCAGGACCUGGUAGGGAAGUACUCUCAGCAGAUGGUAAAGGGCAUGCUGCAGCUGCUGACCAACUGCCCCUCUGAGACCGCUCACCUCCGCAAGGAACUGCUAAUUGCAGCCAAGCACAUCCUCACGACUGACCUACGCAGCCAGUUUAUACCUUGUAUGGACAAACUUUUUGAUGAAUCCAUCCUGAUUGGUUCUGGCUACACAGCUCGAGAGACUCUUCGACCCUUGGCCUACAGUACGCUAGCAGACCUGGUGCACCAUGUUCGUCAGAACUUGCCCUUGACAGAUUUAUCCCUGGCUGUGCAGCUCUUCGCCAAGAACAUUGAUGAUGAGUCGCUCCCCAGUAACAUCCAGACUAUGUCCUGCAAGCUGUUGCUCAACCUGGUGGACUGCAUCCGCUCUAAGUCAGAGCAGGAGAACGGCAAUGGACGGGACAUUCUUAUGAGGAUGUUGGAGGUGUUUGUGCUGAAGUUUCAUACAAUCGCCCGCUACCAGCUUGUCUCCAUCUUCAAGAAGUGUAAGCCCCAGUCAGAGAUGGGUGUGGUGGAUCCGGUGGCUUUACCGGGGGUACCAGCCACACCCACUCCAUCCACCACCCCUGCCAUCGCGCCUCCUGCUCCUCCCACGCCUGUCGCCACGGCGCCUCCUAGUGCCUCGGCGCCCUUUGACCGACCUGGCGAGAAGGAAGACAAGCAGACAUUUCAGGUGUCCGACUGCCGCAGCUUAGUCAAGACGCUGGUCUGCGGAGUGAAGACGAUUACCUGGGGCAUCACCUCUUGCAAGGCCCCCGGAGAGGCUCAGUUCAUUCCUAACAAACAGCUCCAGCCAAAGGAGACACAAAUCUACAUCAAGCUAGUAAAAUAUGCCAUGCAAGCCUUGGACAUCUACCAGGUACAAGUUGCCAAUAACCAGCAGACAUACAUCAGGGUGGCCAACUGCCAGACGGUACGCAUGAAGGAGGAAAAAGAGGUCCUGGAGCACUUUGCUGGGGUCUUCACCAUGAUGAACCCCCUGACAUUCAAAGAGAUCUUUCAGACUACUGUGCCGUACAUGGUGGAGAGGAUCUCCAAGAACUACGCACUGCAGAUUGUGGCAAACUCUUUCCUGGCCAACUUGUCUACAUCUGCUCUGUUUGCCACCAUCCUGGUGGAGUAUCUUCUGGAAAGACUGCCAGAGAUGGGCUCCAACGUGGAGCUCUCAAACCUCUACCUCAAGCUUUUCAAACUGGUCUUUGGAUCAGUAUCGCUUUUUGCUGCAGAGAAUGAACAGAUGCUCAAGCCACACCUCCACAAGAUAGUGAACAGCUCCAUGGAGCUGGCUCAAUCAGCUAAGGAACCCUACAACUACUUCCUGCUCCUCCGGGCUCUCUUUCGCUCUAUUGGUGGAGGCAGCCAUGACCUGCUCUACCAAGAGUUCCUGCCACUUCUACCCAACCUGCUGCAAGGUCUGAACAUGCUACAGAGUGGCCUUCACAAGCAGCACAUGAAGGACCUAUUUGUGGAGUUGUGUUUGACCGUGCCAGUGCGUCUCAGCUCCUUGCUGCCCUACUUACCCAUGCUAAUGGAUCCGCUGGUAUCUGCCCUAAAUGGAUCGCAGACUCUGGUCAGCCAGGGCCUUCGCACCCUGGAGCUGUGUGUGGACAACCUCCAGCCCGACUUCCUCUACGACCACAUCCAGCCUGUCAGGGCUGAGCUCAUGCAGGCCUUGUGGCGUACCCUCCGCAACCCAGCGGAGAGCAUCUCCCACGUAGCCUACCGAGUCCUGGGAAAGUUUGGCGGCAGCAACAGGAAGAUGCUGAAGGAGUCUCAGAGGCUGCACUACGUGGUGACUGAGGUUCAGGGCCCCAGCAUUAAAGCCGAAUUCACAGACUGCAAGGCAUCAAUACAGCUACCAAUGGAGAAAGCGAUAGAGACGGCUCUGGACUGUCUGAAGAGUGCCAACACAGAGCCUUACUACAGGCGACAGGCCUGGGAGGUCAUUAAGUGUUUCCUGGUGGCCAUGACCAGCCUGGAUGACAACAAACACGCUCUCUACCAGCUUCUGUCUCAUCCCAACUUCACUGAGAAGUGGAUCCCCAACGUCAUCAUCUCUCACCGCUACAAGGCUCAGGACACACCUGCCCGCAGAACUUUUGAGCAAGCCCUGACUGGAGCAUUCAUGUCUGCAGUGAUAAAGGACCUGAGGCCCAGCGCACUACCCUUCGUAGCCAGUCUGAUUCGCCAUUAUACCAUGGUGGCUGUGGCUCAGCAGUGUGGUCCGUUCCUGCUGCCGAGCUACCAGCUGGGCAGCCAGCCAAGCACGGCCAUGUUCCACAGUGAGGAGAACGGCUCUAAAGGCAUGGAUCCGCUGGUUCUGAUCGAUGCCAUAGCCAUCUGCAUGGCCUAUGAGGAGAAGGAGCUGUGUAAGAUCGGAGAGGUGGCCCUGGCAGUCAUCUUCGACGUGGCCAGCAUCAUCCUCGGCUCCAAGGAGAGGGCUUGCCAGCUGCCCUUGUUCUCCUACAUCGUGGAGCGUCUGUGUGCGUGCUGCUACGAGCAGGCCUGGUACGCCAAGCUCGGUGGCGUGGUGUCCAUCAAGUUCCUGAUGGAGAGACUGCCUCUGAUCUGGGUGCUACAGAACCAGCUCACCUUCCUCAAGGCCCUGCUCUUUGUCAUGAUGGACCUCACAGGAGAAGUGUCGAACGGAGCGGUAGCCAUGGCUAAGACCACCUUGGAGCAGUUGUUGGUGCGCUGCGCCACUCCGCUGAAAGAUGAAGAAAAGACCGAUGAGCUGCUGGCUGCCCAAGAAAAGUCUUUCCACAUGGUCACGCACGACCUGGUACGAGAGGUGACCUCACCCAAUUCAACCGUCAGGAAGCAAGCCAUGCACUCCCUGCAGGUGCUCGCUCAGGUCACCGGCAAAAGUGUCACAGUCAUUAUGGAACCACACAAAGAGGUUUUGCAAGAUAUGGUUCCUCCCAAGAAACACCUGCUGCGCCACCAGCCUGCCAACGCCCAGAUCGGCCUGAUGGAGGGCAACACCUUCUGCACCACCCUCCAGCCUCGCCUCUUCACUAUGGACCUCAAUGUCAUGGAGCACAAAGUCUUCUAUACAGAGCUGUUGAAUCUGUGCGAGGCAGAAGACGCUGCUCUGAUGAAGCUGCCGUGCUACAAGAGCCUCCCCUCCCUGGUUCCCCUCCGCAUCGCCGCUCUCAAUGCCCUAGCAGCCUGUAACUACUUGCCUCAGUCUAGAGAAAAGAUCAUUGCCGCCCUGUUCAAAGCUCUCAACUCCACCAACAACGAACUGCAGGAAGCAGGAGAGGCGUGCAUGAGGAAGUUUCUGGAAGGCGCUACCAUUGAGGUGGACCAGAUCCACACUCACAUGCGCCCCCUACUGAUGAUGCUGGGUGACUACCGCAGCCUGACGCUCAAUGUGGUGAACCGCCUCACCUCGGUCACGCGUCUUUUCCCCAACUCCUUCAACGACAAGUUCUGCGACCAGAUGAUGCAACACCUGAGGAAGUGGAUGGAGGUGGUUGUAAUAACACACAAGGGAGGCCAGCGGAGUGAUGGCAGUGUGAGUAUUCUACUCUGUUGACUCUUAUCAUUGUCUCCCGUUCCGGCACAGCCUGCGUUGGAGGGCGUUGAGGAGAUGAAGAUCUGUUCCGCCAUCAUUAACCUAUUCCACCUGAUACCAGCUGCACCGCAGACUCUGGUCAAACCUCUGCUGGAAGUGGUCAUGAAGACAGAGAGGGCCAUGCUCAUAGAGGCCGGCAGUCCAUUCAGAGAGCCUUUGAUCAAGUUCCUGACACGUCACCCAUCUCAGACGGUGGAACUGUUUAUGAUGGAGGCUACGCUGAACGACCCCCAGUGGAGCCGCAUGUUCAUGAGUUUUCUGAAACACAAAGAUGCCAAGCCACUAAGAGACGUGCUGGCCUCCAAUCCCAAUCGCUUCGUUCCACUGCUGGUUCCUGCUGGCACUGCAGCAACUGUCCGACCUGGAUCUCCCUCCACCACCACAGCCAGACUGGACCUGCAGUUUCAGGCGAUUAAGAUCAUCAGCAUCAUAGUGAAGAAUGAUGAAGGUUGGCUGGCAGGGCAGCACUCUCUGGUGAGCCAGCUAAGGAGGGUCUGGGUCAGUGAGGCCUUCCAAGAGAGGCAUCGUAAAGACAACAUGGCUGCCACCAACUGGAAGGAGCCCAAGCUGCUGGCCUUCUGUCUGCUUAGUUACUGCAAGCGCAACUACUCAGAGAUCGAGCUGCUGUUCCAGCUGCUGCGAGCCUUCACUGGUCGCUUCUUAUGCAACAUGACCUUCCUGAAGGAGUACAUGGAAGAGGAAAUACCCAGGAACUACUCCAUCGCCCAGAAACGAGCCCUGUUCUUCCGCUUCGUCGAGUUCAAUGACCCACACUUCAAGUUCUGGACCCGGAGAAGCAGGCUGACCUGCUGGACUCGUUGCGAAUUUGCUUGCUGCAGUUCUCCACCCUGCUGGUGGAGCACGCACCGCACCACAUCCACGACAACAAUAAAUCACGCAACAGCAAGCUGCGGCGCCUCAUGACCUUCGCCUGGCCGUGCCUGCUGCCUAAAGCCUGCGUGGACCCCGCCUGUAAAUACAGCGGACACCUGCUUCUGGCGCACAUCAUCGCAAAGUUCGCCAUUCACAAGAAGAUCGUCCUGCAGGUGUUCCACAGCCUGUUGAAAGCCCACACCAUGGAGGCCCGGGCCAUCGUCCGCCAGGCCAUGGCCAUCCUCACCCCGGCCGUUCCCGCCCGCAUGGAGGACGGCCACCAGAUGUUGACCCACUGGACUCGCAAGAUCAUUGUGGAGGAAGGCCACACCGUACCGCAGCUGGUCCACAUACUGCAUCUCAUAGUGCAGCACUUCAGGGUGUACUACCCUGUGCGCCACCACCUGGUGCAGCACAUGAUCAGUGCAAUGCAGCGUCUGGGCUUCACUCCCAGUGUGACCAUAGAGCAAAGGAAACUGGCUGUGGACCUUGCCGAGGUGGUCAUCAAAUGGGAGUUACAGAGGAUCAAAGACCAACAGCCGGAGUCUGAGGCUGAAGUAGGGGCUGGUGGUGAAGGGACCAGCGGGGGUGCUGUGAAAAGAGGACUGUCUGUUGAAUCUGCCGCCACCGCCGCCGGACAGGACGUCAAGCGGUUCCGUACGGCAGCUGGAGCUGCCUCUACGGUGUUUGGCCGCAGCCAGUCCAUGCCGGGUACAGAGACCAUGCUCACUAAACCUGUGGAGAAACAACAUACAGACACCGUGGUCAAUUUCCUCAUCAGGAUUGCAUGCCAGGUGAACGACACCACCAACGUGGCAGGGUCUCCAGGAGAGCUGCUCUCCCGUCGCUGCGUUAGCCUGAUGAAGACUGGCCUCAGGCCUGACAUGUGGCCUCGCGCUGAGCUCAAGCUGCAGUGGUUUGACAAGCUGCUUAUGACAGUGGAGCAGCCAGCACAGGCUAACAUCUCCAACAUCUGCACGGGAUUGGAGAUCCUCUGCUUCCUGCUGACCGUGCUGCAGUCACCAGCAAUCCUGGCCCACUUCAAGCCCCUCCAGCGUGGCAUCGCCGCCUGCAUGACCUGCGGCAACACCAAAGUCCUGCGGGCCGUCCACUCGCUCCUCUCUCGCCUCAUGAGCAUCUUCCCCACUGAGCCCAGCACAUCAACUGUGGCAUCUAAGUAUGAGGAAUUGGAGUGUCUGUAUGCUGCUGUGGGCAAGGUCAUCUAUGAGGGACUCACCAACUAUGAAAAAGCCACAAGCAACACUAACCCCACACAGCUCUUCGGUACACUGAUGAUCCUGAAGUCAGCCUGCAGUUAUAAUGCCAGCUACAUCGACCGCCUCAUCUCGGUGUUCAUGCGUUCCCUGCAGAAGAUGGUGCGGGAACACCUGAGCCCCCAGCAGGCCAACCCAGGGGUCACUGAAACCAACACAGUGACCAGUGAGCUGGUAAUGCUGAGUCUCGACCUGGUGAAGACUCGCCUGUCUGUCAUGAGCAUGGAAAUGAGGAAGAACUUCAUCCAGGUUAUCCUCACGUCGCUGAUAGAGAAGUCGCCCGACCCCAAAAUUCUCCGCGCCGUCGUCAAGAUCGUGGAGGAGUGGGUGAAAAACAAUUCUCCCAUGGCUGCCAAUCAGAUGCCAAACCUACGCGAGAAGUCCAUCUUGUUGGUGAAGAUGAUGACCUACAUAGAGAAGCGUUUCCCCGAUGAACUUGAGUUAAACGGCCAGUUCCUGGACCUCGUUAAUUACGUCUACAGGGAUGAGAGCCUUUCAGGAAGUGACAUCACAUCAAAGUUGGAGCCAGCUUUCCUCUCGGGGCUUCGCUGCACUCAGCCGUUGAUCAGAGCCAAGUUCUUUGAGGUGUUUGACGGCUCCAUGAAGCGGCGGGUCUAUGAGAGGCUCCUCUACAUCUGCUGCUCUCAGAACUGGGAGGCCAUGGGCAGCCACUUCUGGAUCAAACAGUGCAUAGAGCUGCUGCUGGCAGUGUGCGAGCGAAACACCAUCAUCGGCACCAGCUGCCAGGGAUCCAUGCUGCCGUCUAUCACUAACGUCAUCAACCUGGCCGACAGCCACGACCGUGCCGCCUUCGCCAUGGCAACGCAUGUCAAGCAGGAGCCGCGGGAGAGGGAGAACAGUGAGACCAAGGAGGAGGAUGUGGAGAUAGACAUCGAGCUAGCGCCGGGUGACCAGACGGCCAUCCCAAAGACCAAGGAUCAGGCCGAGAGAGACGCAGGCAACCAGCUGCACAUGCUCACGAACCGCCACGACAAGUUCCUCGACUCGCUGCGGGAGGUCAAGACUGGGGCACUCCUGAACGCCCUGGUCCAGCUCUGUCACAUCUCCACACCACUGGCUGAGAGAACCUGGGUUCAGCUUUUCCCUCGUCUCUGGAAGAUCCUUUCUGACAGGCAGCAGCAUGCUCUGUCAGGAGAAAUGAGUCCCUUCCUGUGCAGUGGCAGCCACCAGGCCCAGAGGGACUGCCAGCCCAGCGCCCUAAACUGCUUUGUGGAGGCCAUGUCCCAGUGCGUGCCUCCUAUCCCCAUCCGCCCCUGCGUGCUGAAAUACUUGGGCAAGACGCACAACCUCUGGCUGCGCUCCACUCUCAUGCUGGAGCAGCAGGCCUUUGAAAAGGGCCUUAGCCUGCACAGCAAACCCAAGCAGAGCACCGAGUUCUACGAACAGGAGAGCAUCACUCCACCUCAACAGGAGAUUUUGGACUCCCUAGCCGAGCUCUACUCUCUGCUCCAAGAGGAGGACAUGUGGGCAGGCCUGUGGCAGAAGAGGUGCAAGUUUCCUGAGACCGCCACAGCCAUCGCCUACGAGCAGCAUGGCUUCUUUGAACAGGCCCAGGAAAGCUACGAGAAAGCAAUGGAGAAGGCAAGAAAAGAGCACGAGAGGAGCAACGUCUCCCCUGCCAUCUUCCCUGAGUACCAGCUGUGGGAAGACCACUGGAUACGCUGUUCCAAGGAAUUGAACCAGUGGGAACCGUUGACAGAAUACGGCCAAUCUAAAGGCCACUCAAACCCUUACCUGGUGCUGGAGUGUGCUUGGAGGGUUUCCAAUUGGGCUGCAAUGAAGGAGGCUCUGGUGCAGGUGGAGCUGAGCUGUCCGAAGGAGAUGGCCUGGAAGGUGAACAUGCACCGCGGCUACCUGGCUAUCUGCCACCCAGAGGAGCAGCAGCUCAACUUCAUAGAGAGGCUGGUGGAGAUGGCCUCGAGCCUGGCCAUCCGAGAGUGGAGGAGGUUGCCUCACAUCGUCUCCCACGUGCACACGCCGCUGCUGCAGGCGGCGCAGCAGAUCAUAGAGCUGCAAGAAGCCGCCCAAAUUAAUGCGGGGCUUCAGCCAGCCAACCUGGGCCGCAACACCAGCCUCCACGACAUGAAGACUGUGGUGAAAACCUGGAGGAACCGACUGCCCAUCGUGUCUGACGACCUCUCCCACUGGAGCAGCAUCUUCAUGUGGCGCCAGCACCAUUACCAAGCCAUAGUGACGGCGUAUGAGACCAACACGCAGCACGAUCCAAACAACAACAACGCCAUGUUGGGAGUUCACGCCUCGGCUUCUGCCAUCAUUCAGUACGGCAAGAUAGGGCGCAAACAGGGUUUGGUGAAUGUGGCUCUGGACAUCCUGAGUCGUAUCCACACCAUCCCCACAGUGCCUAUCGUAGACUGCUUCCAGAAGAUCAGGCAGCAGGUUAAAUGUUAUCUGCAGCUGGCUGGCGUAAUGGGCAAAAACGAAUGCAUGCAGGGUUUGGAGGUGAUAGAGUCGACCAACCUGAAGUACUUCACCAAGGAGAUGACGGCGGAGUUCUACGCUCUCAAGGGGAUGUUCCUGGCUCAGAUCAACAAGUCAGAGGAAGCCAACAAGGCCUUUUCAGCGGCGGUGCAGAUGCACGACGUCCUGGUGAAGGCCUGGGCCAUGUGGGGCGACUACCUGGAGAACAUCUUCGUCAAGGACCGUCAGCUCCACUUGGGAGUCUCCGCCAUCACCUGUUACCUCCACGCGUGCCGCCACCAAAACGAGAGCAAGUCCCGCAAGUACCUAGCAAAGGUGUUGUGGCUGCUCAGCUUCGAUGACAAGAACACCCUGGCAGAUGCUGUGGACAAGUACUGCAUCGGAGUCCCGCCCAUCCAGUGGUUGGCAUGGAUACCGCAGCUGCUGACCUGUUUGGUUGGUUCAGAAGGCAAACCUCUGCUCAACCUAAUCAGCCAGGUGGGACGAGUGUAUCCCCAGGCUGUCUACUUCCCCAUCCGCACCCUUUACCUGACGCUGAAGAUCGAGCAGAGGGAGCGCUACAAAAGUGACGCAUCGGGACAGCAGCAGCCUGCUUCAGUGGGCGCCCAGCCUCACUCGGGGGCCUCCGACCCGGGGCCUAUCCGGGCCACGGCACCGAUGUGGCGCUGCAGCCGGAUCAUGCACAUGCAACGGGAGCUACACCCCACCCUCCUCUCCUCCCUGGAGGGUAUCGUGGACCAGAUGGUGUGGUUCAGGGAGAACUGGCAUGAAGAGGUAUUAAGGCAGCUCCAACAGGGCCUGGCUAAAUGCUACUCGGUGGCCUUUGAGAAGAGCGGCGCGGUGUCCGACGCCAAGAUCACGCCGCACACGCUCAACUUCGUCAAGAAGCUCGUCAGCACGUUCGGCGUCGGCCUGGAGAACGUUUCCAAUGUUUCCACCAUGUUCUCCAGCGCCGCCUCCGAGUCUCUAGCCCGCCGCGCCCAAGCCACAGCCCAGGACCCCGUUUUCCAGAAGAUGAAGGGACAGUUCACAACAGACUUCGACUUCAGCGUCCCAGGCUCCAUGAAGCUUCACAAUCUGAUCUCCAAGCUCAAGAAGUGGAUCAAGAUCCUGGAGGCCAAAACCAAGCAGCUGCCCAAGUUCUUCCUCAUCGAGGAGAAGUGCCGCUUCCUCAGCAACUUCUCGGCGCAGACGGCCGAAGUGGAGAUCCCCGGGGAGUUCCUCAUGCCCAAACCUACGCACUACUACAUCAAGAUCGCCAGGUUCAUGCCUAGAGUGGAAAUCGUUCAGAAGCACAACACAGCAGCACGCCGCCUUUAUAUCCGCGGCCACAAUGGCAAGAUCUACCCGUACCUGGUGAUGAACGACGCCUGCCUGACCGAGUCACGCAGAGAAGAGAGGGUCCUGCAGCUCCUGCGCCUCCUAAACCCCUGUCUGGAGAAGAGGAAGGAGACCACCAAGAGACACCUCUUCUUCACCGUGCCCCGAGUGGUGGCAGUGUCGCCUCAGAUGCGGUUAGUAGAGGACAAUCCUUCAUCUCUGUCACUGGUGGAAAUCUACAAACAGCGCUGCGCCAAGAAGGGAAUCGAGCAUGACAACCCCAUUUCCCGAUAUUACGAUCGUCUGGCCACUGUGCAGGCCAGAGGCACACAGGCCAGCCACCAGGUCCUGCGGGACAUCCUGAAGGAGGUGCAGGGCAACAUGGUGCCUCGCAGCAUGCUGAAGGAGUGGGCUCUCCACACCUUCCCCAACGCCACCGAUUACUGGACCUUCCGGAAGAUGUUCACCAUCCAGCUGGCCCUCAUCGGUCUGGCCGAGUUCAUGCUCCAUCUCAACCGGCUCAACCCCGAGAUGCUGCAGAUCGCUCAGGACACCGGCAAGCUGAACGUCUCCUACUUCCGCUUCGACAUCAACGACGCCACGGGCGACCUGGACGCCAACCGGCCUGUCCCGUUCCGCCUGACGCCGAACAUCUCCGAGUUCCUGACCACCAUCGGGGUUUCCGGCCCACUCACAGCCUCCAUGAUUGCCGUGGCGCGAUGCUUCGCACAGCCAAACUUUAAGGUGGACGGCAUCCUGAAGGCGGUCCUUCGCGACGAGAUCAUCGCCUGGCACAAGAAGACCCAGGAGGACACGUCCAUGCCACUGUCCCCGGCAGGCCAGCCAGAGAACAUGGACUCCCAGCAGCUGGUCUCACUGGUCCAGAAGGCCGUCACCGCCAUCAUGACCCGCCUCCACAACCUGGCUCAGUUCGAGGGAGGGGAGAGCAAAGUCAACACGCUGGUGGCUGCGGCAAACAGCCUGGACAACCUGUGCCGCAUGGACCCCGCCUGGCACCCCUGGCUCUGAGAGACCAGAGAGGGGAAAAAGACGACGAGGGCAAGAAGGAACGUUUUUAGUUGACUUUUGCGACGUAUCUGACAAACAGAAGCGAGAUUUGUUAAGCGCGUGUUGCUCAUCACUGUAACAGAAGCCUGAUGGACACGCAGGACUUUUUUUUUUUUUUUCUCUUGAUACAAGAACACGCAGAUACUUUGCAAAGCGGAAUCAAGUUGAAACAAAAGCCCAACUGUCACGUUAUUUUGAACAGGGCUUGCCAGUAUGCGAAUCUUUCUAUGAAAAUACAAUUUCUCCUUCGACUUCUAUUUAUUUUUAUAGCUAAAGGACAAGGAAUCUAUCUGUGAUGCCACUUGUCGUGUUUUUAAAUAUGACAAGAAGGCAGUACAAAUAUGUGUUGGUGUCAUAAUGAGCCAACUCAGUAAAACUAACAGAACUUUUUUUUAUAUAAUUUAAGAGACGGGGAAAAUCUUUUUGUUUUCUUUAGCUGUGACUGUGUCGUAUUCUGCCUGCAUUAAGAGCUUACAAUUUUUCUACUGGUUUUUUUUUUCUUUUUCUUCUUCUUCUUCUUCUUCUCAAAAUAGCCAUUUCUCUUCUGAAAUUUGUAUUUUUAUUUAAACAGAAAAAUGUGUAGCUUGUUUUCUAUCCCUGCGGAAUGAAGAAUAUUGUGCUCCUGUGAAUAAUAGAUGAUGCUCUUUGUUGUUGUUUUUUUUUUUUUUUACCCACUGCCUCAACGACUCUUCCAACCAAAAGCCAUUGUACUUUACAUAUUUUCUUUCCAUCAGUCCUGUUUUAAUACAAAUGUAACAAAACUUCAGGGUGAAAUAGACACUGUAAUAAGCUAUAACAGCAGUAAUGCCUGUAUGUCAUUCCCAAGCUGGUCAUGGUAAAGGUAAAAGGUACACAAGCCUUUUUCCAACAGAAGUAUUAUCUCCCGCCUUGUAAAUAAGCAUUUUGUUUUAAUAAAAUGCUCU